AUGGCUUUGACAUCUCUUUUCAUUGUCGCAGGGCUCCUGUCUUGUGCCACAUCUGCUGCCUACACCUACAACACCAUGUAUUUCUCUGACUCCCCCCCCCUUUAAAUUGGAACUAAAAAUUUUGUUCCAAUUUAAAGGGGGGUUAAUUUUUUUUUUUAAAAAAGAAUUUCAAAAAACUUAUCGAAUUAGAUCAAUAAAUUUGUUUAAUAAAACGCUAUUUACUCUUUAUCCUUUAAAACAAAGCAAGAUAUAACUAAAUUUUCAUUAUUAGUUAAUACGCCACUAUUAAUUGGUAUCAAAAUUAUUUACACAAAAAUUUUUAUUGAUAAAAAAAAUAAAAAAAAAAAAAUUUUGGAAAAUUUAUCGAUAAAAGUGCUAAUUUUGUUUAAAUAAGAUGUUAUUUAUACUCUAUUCUUUAAAAUAAAGCAAGAAAUAAGUAAAUUUUGAAAUUUUAUAAAGAAUUCCUAUUGAAUUUUAUAUCAAAACUAUCCAAAUAAAAAAUAUCAUUUUUACCAAAAAUUGUUUUUGAAAAUUUUUAAAAAACAAAAAUUAAUUUUUUUUAAAAAUUUAGCAAUUAAGGAUAAUAAAUUUAUUUAAAUAAGAUGCUCUUUAUACUUUUUUCUUUAAAAAAGAGCAAGAUAUAAAUAAAUUUUAAUUUUAGUUAAGAAGAAACAUUUAACUUAUAUCAAAACUUUUUUAGAUAAAAAUUAUAUAUAAUUUUUUAUUAUAAAAUUAAAUUUUGUUCCAAUUUAAAGGGGGGUUAAUUUACCACAAAAAGUGGAAAUUUUACCGAUAUUUUGUUCCAAUUUAAAGGGGGGGGAGUGAGCCAUUAGACCACAUCAAUGGUGACCCUGGUUUUAUUACAAUUAAAGCGAUUUUUUCUCAAGGCGACCCUGCAGGUCCAUUAUUUGUGUACACAGGAGACAACAACCCAAUAGACCAAGCUUAUAAUAAUGCAGGUUGGGUUACUCAAUUCUUGCAGCCUAACUAUAAUGCUUCUGUGAUCUUUAUAGAGCAUAGAUUCUACGGGGUUUCACAGCCAGGUAAUAAAAACUAUAACCUCUUAUAUCUAACUACUACCCAGGCUUUAUUGGAUUGGGCAGAUAUAUGAUAAAUCAUACUAAUUAGGUUUUAAAAAAAUUAAAAAUCUAUAUAAUUUUUAUGAAAAAUAGAAAUUAUAAUUAAAAAAUAUUGUUUUAUUUAUUUUAAAAAAAAUAGUUCAGCAAGUAAGACCAUCCUCAUCAACCCCAGUCAUCGCAAUUGGAGGAGUUUAUGGAGGUAUGAUGGCAGCUUUCUUCAGAAUUAAGUUUCCUCAUAUAGUUGACGGUGCAAUUGCAAGCUCAGCUCCUUUCCUCGCUCCUUUUGAUCUCAAUGGCUCAGGCUACGCUAGAGCAGCCUCCAACGACUACGCAGCUGUCAACGCGAGCUGUGCCAGCAACAUCAAUUUCGGCUUCAACAUCUUGCAAAGCCUGCUUGAGAGGCCAGUUCAAUGGGACACAAUUUCCAACGUUUUCAAAACCUGUCAGCCUAUUGCGGAACCAUUGCAGAUUUUCCAGCUCCAAGACUACCUCACAGCUGCGUUUAAACUAAUUGCAGAGUACAACUACCCAUAUAUCUCAAACAUGUAUGGACCACUCCCACCAUGGGCAGUUAAUGUCACCUGUGGAAUUAUUUCUAAAUACAACCAAGCACCUAUUAACAUCUGGACAACUCUACAAGGCAUGUAUGAGGUCGCCAAUAUGUUUUACAACUACACUGGAAGACUGGCUUGCCAUGAUAUUGAAAACACUCCAAACCAUGGCUUGCCUUGGUUCUACCAAAUCUGCACUGAAAUGGUGUGGCCUGAAGGACAAUAUGGACCUCCAAAUGAUAUUUUCCCACUCCGCGCAUGGAAUUAUACGUCAUAUGCGCAGUCAUGCAACCAGCUAUUUGGGGUUUAUCCAAGGCCAGAGUGGAAUAUGAUUAACUUUGGCAUGACCAUGAAUGCUAAUGCUACCUUGGAAUUUGACUCAAACUUUAUCAGCACUAAAAAUGCUGUGGCGAAUCAAUCGGCCCUCUUAGCACCUGUAGCCAGAUGGGAGUCUGGGGAUCUUAUGGAAGCCAGGCACAGCGUGAGGCCAGAGGGCAUUUCUAGGCCAAUCGAGCAAUUUCCCAACACAAAACCAGGAUUUGCGUCCUGGGCUACAAGUUUCAGUCUGGCCAAUAGCUUGACCAAAAGAUUCACUUUUUGAAUCUUCGGAAAGAGCAACCCCGCUGAUCAAUGACACUUUACCUCUGGGCUGCAAGUGCAAGCCUUCGUCUGGAGGAAGCAGAUACCUUCAUACUGUGUAACCGCAGUGGCAAGCAAGAGAGUGGAGCGAAGCAAGGAACGUGAAAAGCCGACAUGGCUGUCAAGUAUACUCGAUAUAAAUUAAGUUAAGACUCAAACUUUAUCUUCAGUUAUGGCUCAUUAGAUCCAUUUAAGACUAGCUGCUUUUCAGAUUUGACUAAUUUCGACUCAUUGGUGCUACCAAUUAAUGGAGUUUCUACAGCUACUGAUUUAAGAGGCCCAUCACCUCAAGACCCUCAGUCACUUAUUUAUGCAAGAAAUAGAGAAGUGCUUAUGAUUAACCAAUGGAUUAAAAACAAGGUAUCUUCAGCAUCCAAAUCUCAAUAG
Molecule: messenger RNA, 2656 nt
Organism: Blepharisma stoltei
Lineage: Eukaryota; Ciliophora; Heterotrichea; Heterotrichida; Blepharismidae
Source: the annotation of a GenBank genome assembly